GGAUCAGGGACGUGCAGAACGCUAUCGCCGCCAGUGCCACCGCGCCGAGGGUCUGUACAGAAACAGCGCUGGCCAAAGAGCACGGGUGUCGUCUCUGGCCCGCUUGGGAUAUGCUUUCACAGUCAGCGAUCCUUGAGAUGUACUCUGCAACGACGCAGCCUACAACUGUGCCGGACGCCCCAAGUGCAAAGCAUGCAGCGCUACAGCGGGUAUAUGAAAGCAGGGCGAAUGCAAGGCGUUUGUGGAAAUAGCAGUGGGUGCAGGAUGCAGUCUUUCGGACUCGAGGGAGGUGUCGAUCUGGCGGAUACGACGCUGGGGCUAGCGCUGUAGCUCCGGCAAAAUACCACAACCCCACAGCUAUAUAUCCCCACCCAGUUCCCCGCCACUUGCUCUUCUUCCUUCCUGCAAUCACACCAUUAUGUCCGCACUCGCGCCCCACCACGCUCGCUCUGCUUCGUUCGACAACAGCGCUCCUUCCCUCGUCCGGACAGACUCUACCGACUCUCCUCUUUCCGAAGGUAUAGUGACGCCCCUCCAUUCCGGGUCUUCUUCCCCAGUGAUUCGCUCUUCCACUUAUCAGUGCAACUGCUCCCGCGGUCCGGGGCACGAUGACCCUGCGAGAUUCCUCGACGAGUGCAACCCCUUCCUCGUAGCUGACAACGAUGAGGAUCACGAGGAAAAAGGGGCUGGAACCAAACAUACUCCUUUGUUCUCCCCACCGGCUUCAGUCCGAUGCACUGUUACCAACGUACAAAAGGUUGCUUGCAGCCCAACGCCACCCAACACGCUUGCUGGCAGCCCUAGUCCAUUCCUUCACGCUACUAUCACCAGCACCGAAACUACUCGACCCAAUCAACCUUCAAGCGCGCCCCAGCCUUCUCAGCGAUUGACGGACACCUUGUCCUCCCUACCUCUUCCUUUCUGCGCCAACAAGUCGUCCCAUCGACCUCAUCUUCACAUUUCCGUCGACAGUGAAGAGGAGUCCAGCCGCUCCUCUGUUUUAACCACUCCAAUUACUCUUAGUCGGCCACCCUUGCCUUUUGGCGUAUCUGCAUACUACCUCGCGAAACCGGAGCUUGCUAAACGCCGUCGUUUUGGCGACUCGAAGCAGGAUGUCGCUCUGUCUGCUGUACUUCUCAAUCGCGAGUCCAAGGCAUACACUGCUCCAGUCAAGUUCAAAAUCGAAGCGCAGCUUGAUGGGUCGUUGCUGGAAAGAGAUUUGAAGGAUGUCCCAAGCAAAAGAAGAAACGUCAGCUUGCCUGUUUACGAGUGCAAGCAAGGCGUACAGGAUCAGGAAACUCCUGAUGAAAGUACUGCCAUGGGAAGAAGCAAAGUUUUUGUAGGCAAGAAGCGAGUACAGUUUGCAUCAGACGGCGUUUGUGAGACUGUGAACUCUCAGUCCAACGCUUCUCUAAUCGCCAGCUGGCAGCAAUCGGACCUCUCGACGUCCUCCUCUCAAUGCACCCUGAACGACUAUAACGAUGACCCUCAAUACGCUUUGGAACGUCAAACCGCCCAUCAACCACCAUUGCAAGAAGCAGAGGACGAGUCUAAAGAUCACAUGUCGAUUGUUUCGGACAUGUCUGUUACCGUCUUCCUCACCGUACUCCACCAGAUUGAGGUUGAUAUGGUCAAGCAGUUUGGUCAGAAGCUCAUUCCUUCUUGGCUCGUAGGGUGGAUGCGAUGGGUCAAGACUGUCUCGGAAUCCCAAUCCCAAUCUCAAACACAAACACAAUCACAGUCAGGAUGCUGUGACAAAGUGAACCUUGAGGAAGACGAUGAAGCUUUCGUGAUGGAGUGUUUCUCAAGUUUUGAAGGUAGAUGCCUUUCCCCUGGUCUCGAGCUUCAAGUGGCCUGAGUAUCACCUAUUCAUUCUCUUUGCCCAUUGUAUAAUAUCGCCGGAAGAUUCGCGUUAGGUUGUACCCUCUUUACCAUUGUUUUCAGUUUCGUGGAUAAUUAUCACCAGAGUUGUACCCCGUUACUUAGUUACCCGUUUGUAUCAUU
Cryptococcus deneoformans JEC21 is the source of this 2004-nucleotide messenger RNA. RefSeq names its product expressed protein. The coding region runs from base 419 to 1858 and encodes 479 amino acids. The transcript is spliced from 3 exons. NCBI's taxonomy places the organism in Eukaryota, Fungi, Basidiomycota, Tremellomycetes, Tremellales, Cryptococcaceae. The record is from RefSeq and is a predicted model, not a curated record.